Molecule: messenger RNA, 1008 nt
Organism: Thermochaetoides thermophila DSM 1495
Lineage: Eukaryota; Fungi; Ascomycota; Sordariomycetes; Sordariales; Chaetomiaceae
Product: ribonuclease H-like protein
Exons: 3
Coding region: 1-1008 (335 amino acids)
Biological process (GO): DNA replication, removal of RNA primer
Molecular function (GO): nucleic acid binding; magnesium ion binding; RNA-DNA hybrid ribonuclease activity
Source: RefSeq, a predicted model, not a curated record
AUGUCCACCAUCAACAGGAAAGUCCCGGCCAAGCCGUCGCCGGCACAGCCUGCUCUGCCACAAGCGUCUAUUAGCAGCCCAAGUCAGCCGACCUCAAAAAAACGAAAGAUAGACACGAGCGAGCAGAAAUACUACGCUGUGCGAGCUGGAUACAAGCCUGGCGUUUAUACCAGUUGGGCCAUAUGCCAGCAACAGAUCUCCGGCUUCAAAGGGGCACAAUUCAAAUCAUUUCUCAACUACGAGGAUGCCUCAGCGUACGUAGCUGGCCGUGACCCUCCAUCGCAAGCAAAGGAGACACCCACUCGCUUCUACGGAGUCGCCAUCGGGAGGAAGCCUGGAGUAUACACGGAUUGGGCGAAGGCGCAAGAGGCAAUCAUCGGCUGGAAAGGCCCGAAAUACAAGAAGUUCGACACUCUCAGCGAGGCCGAAGCCUUUGUACGACAAUACUCCGUCAGCGUGUCAGCCUCUGAGAGCAUCGGAGCAGAAGUUGCCGACCCGCAGGAGCCUCCAGCCAAAAAGGCGAAAACGGACAUCAAGCAGCUCAUAUCACGAAGCAAAGUCUUAGUUGUUUACACUGACGGGAGCAGCUUAGGCAACGGCCGAAACGGAGCGAGCGCUGGCGUUGGUGUUUAUUUCGGCCCAUCCGAUCCUCGAAACAUCUCCGAGCGAUUAGAGGGUGAGGUCCAAACAAACCAACGGGCAGAACUUACUGCAAUUCUACGUGCUCUGCAAUCUAUCGAUGACACCCAAGACGUUGAAAUCCGCAGCGACAGCAAGUACGCGAUCAAGUGCGUUACCGAAUGGUACAUCAAUUGGGAACGUAACGGAUGGAAGACGCGGAACGGCCAGGUCAUGAACAAGGACCUUGUGCAAGCAAUCCGCGGCAAGCUGGAAGAAAGGGAACGCAAAGGCGGACGCGCUCAGUUCAUUUGGGUCAAAGGCCAUUCCACAGAUCCGGGAAAUAUUGCAGCUGAUACUUUGGCUGUUGAAGGCGCUCGUCGACUAUGA